Molecule: messenger RNA, 321 nt
Organism: Penicillium waksmanii
Lineage: Eukaryota; Fungi; Ascomycota; Eurotiomycetes; Eurotiales; Aspergillaceae
Exons: 2
Coding region: 1-321 (106 amino acids)
Source: RefSeq, a predicted model, not a curated record
AUGGCGGCUCCCUCGCACAACACCCGCCCCAACGGCCCAGCCCUGUCGUCAAAUGACGACAACUGGGAUUCAGGGUACUCAGAGGUCGCCUGGACCAACCCAGCCUGUUAUCCCACACCGGCGAUGCCGGUCGGACAGCACUGGUUACACCACGCACCACAUAGCAAUUCGAACCCCGAGCACUCCAAUGGCAAGGAUCUCGUCCUUCAAUUCCUCGCCGGAAGAACCUCUCGACACUACGAAUUACGAAAAUACAUGUGCACAUGGGGCAGGGGCACAAUCCCGUCAAGCGGCGGGCAUCGAGUAUGUGUUCACGAUUAA